CUCCCCCUCCUCCAUCCAUCCGCGCUUCCUUCCUUUCUUCUCUCCCGCUGGAUGGCGCGUUAGGAGCGUGUCCAGGAAGGCGCCGGGGCUCCUCUUCUUGUUCUCGGAUGGAGACGGGCUGAGCAGGGUCUAGAUCCGGCCGGCGCAGUCCACCUCCAGGAUCCCACUGGAAGCCCUAUAAAGCCGGAGAGAACAGCGAGAAGGGGAGACGCGAUCCUGCAUCAUCUGAAGGUCUCCUGCAUCUCUUCCAGGGCGUGUCACUGGGAUUCUGUUUACCAUGCGCGCUCUAAAAGGCGUGUAACCCUUUCAGCGUCUUCAGUGUGCUUUCGUCUCCAUGCAUUCUUCAAGGGCAGAGAUGGGCUCGGUCGGAGCGGAGCGCCGCAGGCCCACGCUGGCCCAGACACCUGAGGAGUGGGACGGGUGGAGGGAUCGAGGAAUGGCUGGAUGGAGGGAUGCGGGGAGGGAGGGCUGGAGAGAGGGAAGGGAGGGUGGCGUGGUGCACAGCUACAGUUUCGAUUCGUACCAGCUGGAGGAGGAGGAGAUCAGUAAGGAUGCCCCAGAGCGAGGAGUGCUGGCUCUGUCUGAGCCUGACUUUGAGCAGCCGAUCCCUGAUGACCGUUACCAUGGCAUCUACUUUGCAAUGCUGUUGGCAGGAGUGGGUUUCCUGCUUCCCUACAACAGCUUCAUCACUGAUGUCGACUACCUGCAUCACAAGUUUCAGGGAACGUCCAUAGUGUUCGACAUGAGUCUGACGUAUAUAGUAGUUGCUCUGCUGGCUGUGAUCCUCAACAAUGUGCUGGUGGAGAGGCUCAGUAUGCACACCAGGAUUACUGUGGGUUACAUCUUGGCCCUGGGGCCCCUCAUCUUUGUCAGUGUGUUUGACGUCUGGUUGGAAAAGUUCACCACUAAGGAGGCUUACGUCAUCAACCUGUUGUCAGUGGGAGUGGUGGCAUUCGGAUGCACAGUGCAGCAGUCCAGUUUCUAUGGUUACAUGGGGAUGCUGCCCAAGAGGUAUACUCAGGGGGUGAUGACUGGAGAAAGCACAGCUGGAGUGAUCAUCUCACUGUCUCGCAUCUUCACCAAGCUGCUGAUCCCUGACGAGAAGAAGAACACCCUGAUCUUCUUCCUCAUCUCCAUCAGCAUGGAGAUGCUAUGCUUUCUGCUUCACCUUGUCGUCCGACGCUCGUGCUUUGUCCGGUACUACACCAGCCACGCCCAGGGCAAAGGUCCGGUCAAAUGUCAUGAUCCACGAGAGACCGGCACAGGAUACAGGGUCCAUCAUGACGUCACAGCAGAGGAAGUAAUAUUUGGAAACGGAGGAACCGCACCGUCUUCCACAGAAGAAGGCCAUGAGGACUUUGUGGGCGGUACUUAUGUUAGAUUCGACGCUCCCAAAGCCAAGAUAAGGAAGACCUGGCCCGGUGUCCGCGACAUGAUCUUGCAUCGUUACAUGGUGUCCCGUGUGAUCUGGGCCUACAUGCUGUCCAUAGCUGUGACCUACAGCAUCACUUUGUGUCUGUUCCCUGGGCUGGAGUCAGAGAUAAGGAACCCCACCUUAGGCGAAUGGCUGCCCAUCCUCAUCAUGGCCACCUUCAACAUGUCAGACUUUGUUGGCAAGAUCCUGGCGGCGUUGCCCUACGACUGGUCCGGGGGCCGCCUGCUCUUCUUCUCCUGUCUGAGGGUGGUCUUCAUCCCUCUGUUUGUCCUGUGCGUGUACCCGGCGAGUGCGCCCAUGCUGUCCCAUCCUGCCUGGCCGUGUCUCUUCUCACUCCUUAUGGGAGUCACCAACGGCUACUUUGGGUCUGUGCCGAUGAUCCAGGCCGCUGGGAAAGUGCAACCCGAGCAGAGGGAGCUGGCAGGAAAUACAAUGACAGUCUCCUACAUGACGGGUUUAAUGGUGGGCUCCUCUGUGGCGUAUGCAACGUACAGCUUCACCCCUACAGCAGCAGGAGCACGCCUCCCCACAUACGCACCUUUCAAUGCUACAGGGCACUGAAUGUCUACAUAUACACUAAAACAUCCACACACACAAACAAAGAAGUAUAUAUGUACCUAUGUGCAGCAGAAGCAAGCAUUUAUAGUUGUAGCAACAUUUUCAUCCUCUGUAAUGAAUUUUCAAAGAGGAGCAGAGCUGGAGCUGCGCCCCUGGUACAGAAGUACUGAUGGUAAAAUAACUAUUUAUCCCUAUUAGACAGACCUUCAAGCAUCUUUCGCCCCUGUUUUAUAAUAAUACAUGAUUAAAUAUGAGAAGGUGACAUUAUUAUUGGGUUAUAUCAGCAUAAAUUAAAGAAUAUUUCUGCUACAAGCAGUUUGGGUCUUGAAAGUUUAAGAGAGGUGAUCAAAGACCGGAAAAUAUAAAAUAUACAAAUUUUUAAGUAAUUUAAACGUUUUAUUUUUAUUUUGUCUGUUUUCACAUUGAAUCCAAAUUAGACAUGGGGUUAUCUUAUUAAAGCUCUACAAUAAGUGUAUUUAAAGUGCAUUUAUCUUUCCAGAGUUCCUACAACAUUUAAAGCUGAAAAAAAACAGAAAAGUCUGUACAUGUGUAUACAAUAGCAUGCAAUCAGUUAGGUUCUUUUAUAUAGCAGGUAUGUUAGAUGAGCAAGUAAGAGUGUUGUCAUUUGCAAAACUACAAAGAUACAUUUCUGUGUGUGGGUAAGAAGCCUUGUGAUAAAUCCAACAGCAGCAACAUAAACUCUUCAUAAUCAAUGAAAACUGUAGAAAAGUCCAGUCUUCAACUUGAGCAUAUUUAUUCAGUAGAGGAAGAAAACAUGUUUAAGAAGGAGUUAUUUUUAACAAACAAUCAGUGGCACAGUGGUUGGUGCACCUAGCAAUCCCUUAAAAUGAAAUGCAAUUGGAGAUGUUUUUUAUAAUGAUGCUUUACUGUUAAAAGUGUUUAAAAAAACGUCUCGUCAGUAAUCCGUGAUU
Messenger RNA from Girardinichthys multiradiatus, 2925 nucleotides. Its product is annotated as equilibrative nucleoside transporter 4-like. The transcript has 11 exons. Bases 335 to 1996 code for a protein of 553 amino acids. The record is from RefSeq and is a predicted model, not a curated record. Gene Ontology annotation, molecular function: monoamine transmembrane transporter activity; nucleoside transmembrane transporter activity. Gene Ontology annotation, cellular component: plasma membrane. Gene Ontology annotation, biological process: nucleoside transmembrane transport. NCBI's taxonomy places the organism in Eukaryota, Metazoa, Chordata, Actinopteri, Cyprinodontiformes, Goodeidae.